GUAUCCUAUGUAUACCUAACUAAUAACUACCUACCUGUACCUUAUAUAUGGUGUUGGGUAUUGUGAAAAUUAAGUAGUACUUCAAUGCUCAGAAAUGAUUGAAAAUGUCAUUAUUUUAUUUGUCUCAUUGAUAAUAAAAAAUGACUACAAAAUUGAUUACAAUAUUAUAAAACCGAUUUUCAAUACCUAUCUUGAGAAUUCUCAAUCAAUUAUUCGAGAUCUUGAUGCAAGAUUUUUCGUGACAUCCUCAUCCACCUCUUCUAAUGUGACAAAUAAGUAUGUAAUUAAUUGUAUACGAGUAGAUACAUUGUACUAUAAGCGCACAUUUCUACAGCCUUGAACUGACGCACGAACUGGUUCGAAACAAUUAACAUUUUUUUACUUAUCGUGAAAAAAGAAGAAAUAAAAUUUGCCGUAUGCUCGUAUCAUUAUUUUUAAUCGACGAUGAGAAAAUUUUUAUCUCUUAAUUAAAUUACUUAUUGGUAAAUUUUACGCUUAUUAACUGACAAAGGGUUCAAACACUUGCGCUGUCAUUAUUGAUUGAAAAUUUUUUCUUUCAUUCGUACGUACUCACCUAUACGUGUUUUUUUUUUUUUUUUUUUUUUUUUUUUGAAAAUUAUGAUACAUUGGAGAUUUUAUUCUCUCUUCAAUUCAGUUGGUAAAAAGUUAUCGAGCACAGUUGCCAAGUAUCUGUGUGAAAUUUUGCAAUAAUGAAUUGAAGCGCAUCAGCAUGUUCAGAAUAUUCGUUCACGUAAAACGUUUUAAAACCUUUUUGACCAACUAUUUUAACAAUUUGGAGAAGCUCAGAGGUCUGGUGGUAGCCAGUUUUGCCAUAUUUUUCUGUAUUUUCUUAUUUUUCGUAAUCACUUGGGGCUGUGUUGCAAUUCAAGGUGUAGUAUCCAUAACGAAUGGAGAUGGAAAUGGUAUGUUGAGCAGCGCUUUUAAUAGCUUCGCCAACGGAUUCGCCGUAUUCAGAGGCAGAGAACAACAAGCCGGAGUAUACUCGGCUAAAUCGGUAGAGUCGAAUUUCAUGUCCAAGAACCGAAUUCGAAAACUCAUCAUAGAUACCGACGGAGGCGUAGACGAUGCGAUUGCUGUUUUCAUGAUACUAUCGGAGCGUCUAAGGCCGGCUCAAGUUUUAGCUAUUACCACAGUAUUUGGGCAUACGGAUGUAAAAAAUGCCACCAAAAAUAUCUUAAGAACGUUAAAAGUAUUAGAAAAGGAUCGAGAUAUUCCUAUUUAUAUGGGUACUACGGUGGGUAUUUUGAAAUAUCCGGAUGCCAACGAAGAACGCGAAUAUUAUUUUGGUUACGAAGGUUACGGUGAGACUGGUUAUCAGGGUCCAUCCAUUGAUGAAUUACCAAAAUACCACGCAGUAUUAGCCAUAAUCGAUGCCGUCAAAAAAUACCCAGGCGAGGUAACGAUUUUCUGCACCGGACCUUUGACGAAUAUUGCAUUAGCCAUCAGAAUAUAUCCUGAAUUCGUACGCGAUGUGCGGCAAAUUUACAUUUUAGGAGGAAGUGUUUACAGACUCGAUGCUAUGGACACUAGUAACGAAUUCAAUUUUCAACAAGAUCCGGAAGCACUGAAAAUUGUAUUCGAUCCUAGGAUACAGUUGACUCGUAAAAUUUAUUUCGUUUCUUGGGAAAACGUGUCGAAAAUGCAAAUUUCGCUGGACUGGCGCGUUAACGUUUUGGGAAAAAUUAAAAGUCGAAAAAUUACCACCAUAAAUAAACUAGAAGCAAAUUCCAUUAAUAAUACGAAAACGAAUAAAACUAUCAAGCGAUGGAUUUGUCCGAGCGCUGUACUCGCUGCGUAUUACUUGAAACCGCAAGUGAUACCGAUCAAACCGAGAAUAUCUCUUCCUAAGUUUAGCAUUCGCAAAAGAAGUAAUCCUUCCGGCGACGUAGAUUUUAAACCGUUGCCAAAGCUCAAUGAAACGGAGUUCCAAAAUAUCUUAAUCCAAUAUCUCACCUAAUUAUCUUGAUUUCUAGAAAACAGUAUUAUAGGCCAAGCAAUAC
This is a messenger RNA of Planococcus citri (citrus mealybug), 2021 nucleotides long. RefSeq lists its product as uncharacterized. The transcript is spliced from 7 exons. The coding region runs from base 731 to 1978 and encodes 415 amino acids. The record is from RefSeq and is a predicted model, not a curated record. Gene Ontology annotation, molecular function: hydrolase activity, hydrolyzing N-glycosyl compounds. NCBI's taxonomy places the organism in Eukaryota, Metazoa, Arthropoda, Insecta, Hemiptera, Pseudococcidae.